This is a messenger RNA of Suncus etruscus (white-toothed pygmy shrew), 2301 nucleotides long. RefSeq names its product dishevelled segment polarity protein 1 (gene DVL1). Gene Ontology annotation, biological process: intracellular signal transduction; canonical Wnt signaling pathway. Lineage: Eukaryota; Metazoa; Chordata; Mammalia; Eulipotyphla; Soricidae. Gene Ontology annotation, cellular component: cytosol. The coding region runs from base 35 to 2098 and encodes 687 amino acids. Gene Ontology annotation, molecular function: frizzled binding. The record is from RefSeq and is a predicted model, not a curated record. The transcript is spliced from 15 exons.
CGGCGGGCGGCGGGCGGGCGGGCGGCCCCGCGCCAUGGCCGAGACGAAGAUCAUCUACCACAUGGACGAGGAGGAGACGCCGUACCUGGUCAAGCUGCCCGUGGCGCCCGCGCGCGUCACGCUGGCCGACUUCAAGGGCGUGCUGGGCAGCCGGCCGGCGCACGCCUACAAAUUCUUCUUCAAGUCCAUGGACCAGGACUUCGGGGUGGUGAAGGAGGAGAUCUCUGAUGACAAUGCCCGGCUGCCCUGUUUCAACGGCCGAGUGGUAUCCUGGUUGGUCCUCGCUGAGGGUGCCCACUCGGACACAGGGUCUCAGGGCACCGAUGGCCACACGGACCUGCCCACACCCUUGGAGCGAAUGGCUGGCAUUGGGGACUCCCGGCCCCCCUCUUUCCACCCGAACGUGGCCAGCAGUCGCGAUGGCAUGGACGAGACUGGCACCGAGUCCCUGGGGGGCCACCGGCGGGAGCGGCCUCGGCGUCGGAACCGAGAUGAAGCGGCUCGGGCCAAUGGGCACCCGCGGGGCGACAGGCGGCGGGAUGUGGGGCUGCCCCCCAACACCGCCUCCACCGUGCUGAGCAGUGAGCUGGAGUCCAGCAGCAUGGUUGAUUCGGACGGUGACGACACCAGCCGGCUGAGCAGCUCCACGGCCCAUAGCACUUCCUCGAGGCUCAUCCGGAAGCACAAGCGCCGGCGGCGGAAGCAGCGACUGCGGCAGGCGGACCGGGCAUCCUCCUUCAGUAGCAUCACCGACUCCACCAUGUCCUUGAACAUCGUCACCGUCACGCUCAGCAUGGAACGGCACCACUUCCUGGGCAUCAGCAUUGUGGGCCAGAGCAAUGACCGCGGGGAUGGUGGCAUCUACAUUGGCUCCAUUAUGAAGGGUGGCGCCGUGGCAGCUGACGGCCGCAUUGAACCUGGAGACAUGCUGCUGCAGGUGAAUGAAGUCAACUUUGAGAACAUGAGCAACGACGACGCUGUGCGAGUGCUGCGGGAGAUGGUGUCCCAGACGGGGCCCAUCACCCUCACAGUGGCCAAAUGCUGGGACCCCACCCCACGGAGCUACUUCACCAUCCCGAGGGCUGACCCUGUGCGGCCCAUCGACCCUGCGGCCUGGCUGUCGCACACGGCGGUACUAAGUGGAGCCCUGCCGCGCUAUGGUACGAGCCUGUGCUCCAGCGCCGUCACGCGCUCCAGCUCCUCCUCACUAACCAGCUCUGUGCCUGGCGGCCCACAGCUGGAGGACGCACCGCUGACGGUGAAGAGUGACAUGGGCGCCGUGGUCCGCGUCAUGCAGCUGCCGGACUCGGGCCUGGAGAUCCGCGACCGAAUGUGGCUCAAAAUCACCAUCGCCAACGCGGUCAUCGGCGCCGAUGUGGUGGACUGGCUAUACGCACACGUGGAUGGCUUCAAGGAGCGGCGCGAGGCCCGCAAGUACGCCAGCAGCAUGCUGAAGCGUGGCUUCCUGCGACACACCGUCAACAAGAUCACCUUCUCUGAGCAGUGCUACUACGUGUUUGGGGGGCUGUGCGGCAAUCUGGCUGCCCUGAACCUCAACAGCGGCUCCAGUGGGGCCUCGGAUCAGGACCCAGGAGCCUCAUUGCCCCAUCCCAGUGCCCCCUGGUCCCUGGGACAGGGCUACCCCUACCAGUACCCAGGGCCCCCCCCCUGCUUCCCACCCGCCUACCAGGACCCUGGCUUCAGCUACGGCAGUGGCAGUGCUGGGAGUCAGCAGAGUGAAGGCAGCCGGAGCAGCGGGUCUGCACGCAGCAGCGGAAGCAGCCGACGAGCCCCAGGCCGAGAGGAGCAGCGGGCGGCUGGCACAGGAGGCAGCGGUGGCGAGUCGGACCACACGGCGCCUAGCAGGCUGGGUAGCAGCAGCUGGCGCGAGCGUCCUGCCAGCCAGCUCAGCCAUGCCUCAGCCACUGCCCCUGGGCUCCCCCCGCUGUACCCCCAAAGCAAGUCACCCGUGGUAGGACCCCCUGGCGGCCCGCCUGUGCGAGAACUGGCCGCGGUGCCCCCAGAGCUGACAGGCAGCCGGCAGUCGUUCCAGAAGGCCAUGGGGAACCCCUGUGAGUUUUUUGUGGACAUCAUGUGAGGGUGUGCUGGCCCAGGGUGCUGAGGGCAGCAGAACCCCUUUACCAGGGUCCUCACGCACAUGAGCUCUGGACUGAGCGAGCCGCUAGGCAGCUGGGCUGGGCACCAGAUGCCCAGGACAGGGGUUUAAUUUAUUUAUUUAUUGCCUGGCCUGUGUGCUUUGGGGUGGGAAUUGUGCCAGGGCCCCUCCACACCCCAGCUGGC